UGUGAUUUAAAGUAAAAUAUGUUUACAUUGUUUGUGAAAAACGAAAACACAAUUUGGGGUUAACGUUUGAACGAAGGGCUCAUUUUUACAGAGGAAAACACUACAUAGUCAACAACUCGAAUCGAUUUGUGUUGUGGUGAACGCCAAAAUGAACUUAGAUCUCGUUACAGAAGAAGAGAGGAACAUCAAUGACGGCGAAAAUGUGUGUCUCUUCGUGUACGUCACGCCCCCAGGGAGAGAGGAUCAAAAACGUCACCUUCUACUGUCACCUGGGCUGUUGUGGGGUGAAGAACAGCCAGUUCUGCUGUUUCAGCGAAACCACCAUCCUGUUGGCCACCAUAGCCUGUGGCAUGCUGACCACCAUGUGUCUGCUCGCCUUCUGUGUGUACAAGAAAUGUCGCGGGCGCGUGCUGCAAGCUCCACAAAAACAAAAACAGGAACGGAAGACGCCAGCGUUACCCAACACCUUAUGGACCGCGGGUCUCCCCGUGACCCACAUUGUUGAUUCCCGCUCCUACGCCCUACGUCGUGUCCCCACACGUCUGCCCAUGG
Messenger RNA from Physella acuta, 552 nucleotides. RefSeq lists its product as uncharacterized. The record is from RefSeq and is a predicted model, not a curated record. NCBI's taxonomy places the organism in Eukaryota, Metazoa, Mollusca, Gastropoda, Physidae.